Molecule: messenger RNA, 615 nt
Organism: Closterium sp. Naga37s-1
Lineage: Eukaryota; Viridiplantae; Streptophyta; Zygnematophyceae; Desmidiales; Closteriaceae
Source: the annotation of a GenBank genome assembly
AUGCCACCUACUCUGCCCCCCUCCUACUCCGCUCCCCCCUGCUCUGUCCCCCCUUGCUCUACCUCCCCCCCCCCCCUGCUCUGCCCUCUCCUGACCUCCCGUGCUCUGCCCUCCCCUGCUCUGCCCUCCCCUGCUCUGCCCUUCCUUGCUAUGCCCUCCCCUUCUCUGCCCUCCACUUCUCUGCCCGCCCCUUCUCAGCCCUCUCCUUCUCUGCCCUCCCAUGCUCUGCCCUUCCCUGCUCUGCCCUUCCCUGCUCUGCCCUCCCCUGCUCUGCCCUCCCCUGCUCUGCCCUCCCCUGCUCUGCCCUCCCGUGAUCUGCCCUUCCCUGCUCUGUCCUCGCUCUGGAAGAUCAGAUCGUGCAUGUUCUCUCCUCCACCAAGCUCGCCUGAAGAAGAGCAUGAUGCUGUGCACUGGGGUGGUGAUUUCCUUUCAAGGAUUUCCACCACAGCUUUGGCCCCAUUUGGAUUCACUGGUUACAAGGCCAGUGGGAGCCUGUGGUCAGAUAGGUGGUGCAUACAGGGCCUUGAGGCAGCAGCGGAGCAGUGGCUGCGGCAUAUCAAUGCCAACUUACCAGACCAUUCCUUCUUCACCAUGCAGCAGUACACAGGGCGCUAA